UUCAUUUCUCGGGCAGACGGCUCAAGAUCUCACGAGUCUCCCCCAACAGAGUCUGACAGGUCAGGCGAUGGUCGAGGGGGGAAUUCCUCCCAUCAUGCGUGCCUUCAUGCCGCAUUUCCUUCUAGACCGGCAAGUCUUAUGCUAAACUUUCAUGAUUUGUCUAGUCUCUCCUGGAUUUUUUUUCUCCUUUCCUCCGGUAUGCGGACGCGACCAACUAUAUAAGUGUGCCUGACAUUCCACUCAACAUUCCUUCGGCCCACAUUCACUCGGACACGUUUUCGGCGGACCUGGAUCAUUCUUCUGAACGAAAACGUUUGGAAUUUAGUUGCACAUAUAAAGAAGGAUGUGCCCUGGGUGAAUCUCGUCUCUCGGAUCACAAUGCAUUUCCUCUCGCUUUGUCUGUCGGUAGCCUCCCUAGUGUCCUAUGUGGGAGCCGCGUCAACCUUCUCUCCCGCGAGGCCUCCUGCGCUGCCACUGGCUGUCAAAUCGCCUUAUUUGAGCACAUGGCUCUCUGCAGGUACAGAUGGCGGUAAUGGCGGGUACCUGGCUGGUCAAUGGCCUACUUUCUGGUUCGGUCAAGUGAAUGGCUGGGCCGGUCAGAUCCGUGUCGAUGGCUCGACCUACACAUGGAUGGGGGGUAUUCCUGGAACUCCCAUCGUGAACCAGACUUCGUAUGAGUACACCUCAACUUCGAGUGUGUUUACAAUGCGGGUUGGAGAUAUGGUGGAAAUGAAAAUCACAUUCCUUUCCCCGAUCACACCGGAUGAUCUCCGGAGGCAGUCGCUCAUAUUUUCCUACCUGGACGUAGAAGUCGAAUCAAUCGACGGUAAAUCUCAUGACAUACAGGUGUACUCCGAUAUCUCAGCUGAAUGGGUGUCUGGAGAUCGAAAUGCCAUUGCACAGUGGGACUACGGUGUCACAGAUGAUGGCGUUGCCUACCACAAGGUCUACCGCCAGACACAGCUUCUGUUCUCCGAAAUCAAUGACCAGGCAGAAUGGGGAGAGUGGUACUGGGCAACAGAGGAUGGGGACGGAAUGACCUACCAGUCCGGACCAGAUGUUGAUGUGCGAACUGCGUUCGCAAAAAACGGAAAGCUAGCCAACUCGAACGACAAAACCUAUCGUGCCAUUUCGACCAAUUGGCCCGUGUUUGCCUUUUCCCGUGAUCUUGGGUCGGUGAAAACGUCUGCGAGCACGUUGUUCUCUAUUGGUCUCGCCCAGGACAGUGCAAUCCAGUACAGUGGUAAGCCUGAGGGGAUGACUGUGAUGCCCUCGCUUUGGAAGAGUCACUUCAGCACCGCGACAGCUGCGCUGGAUUUCUUUCAUCAUGAUUAUGCAGCAGCAGCAGCGCUAUCGAAGGAUCUGGACAAUCAAAUAGCCCAAGAUUCACUUGAUGCAGCUGGCCAGGACUACCUGACCAUCACCUCGCUUACGGUCCGUCAGGUCUUUGCUGCUGUGCAAUUAACCGGAACGCCGGACGAUCCGUAUAUUUUUAUGAAGGAGAUCUCCUCUAAUGGUAACAUGAACACUGUGGACGUCGUCUUCCCGGCUCAUCCAAUCUUUCUGUAUACGAACCCUGAGCUCCUCAAGCUGCUGCUGAAACCGAUCUUUGAGAUACAAGAAAACGGAAAGUAUCCUAACACGUUCGCCAUGCACGAUAUUGGGGCCCACUACCCGAACGCCACUGGACACCCUGACGGUAAGGACGAACAAAUGCCACUGGAAGAGUGCGGGAACAUGGUCAUCAUGGCCCUUGCUUAUGCCAUGAAGGCCAAGGACAACGACUAUCUCUCGCAGCAUUAUCCCAUCCUCAAGAAAUGGACGACGUAUCUGGUGGAAGAUGCUAUUUACCCGGCGAACCAAAUCUCUACAGAUGAUUUUGCUGGUCCCUUGGCAAACCAGACCAACCUGGCAUUGAAGGGAAUUAUUGGCAUCCAAGCAAUGGCAGCAAUCAGUAAUAGGACUGCACACCCAGAUGAUGCCUCGAACCACUCAAGCAUCGCUAAGGAUUACAUCACGAGAUGGCAGACAUUAGGCGUAGCUCACAAUGCCAAUCCUCCACACUCGACAUUGUCGUACGGAGCUAACGAGACUCAUGGCCUUCUGUACAAUCUGUACACAGACCGUGAAUUGGGCCUGAAUCUGGUUCCUCAAUCAGUGUAUGAUAUGCAGAGCACGUUCUAUCCGACAGUGAAGGCGAAAUAUGGUGUCCCGCUUGAUACUCGUCAUUCGUAUACCAAGGCGGACUGGGAACUCUUUGCAGCCGCCGUUGCAUCGACCAGCACUCGAGAUAUGUUCCACAAGGCGCUUACGACCUGGAUCAAUGAGACACCGACAAACCGUGCCUUUACCGAUCUUUAUGACACUAGUACGGGAAACUAUCCUGGAAUCACCUUCAUUGCGCGGCCCGUGAUGGGUGGCGCGUUUGCAUUAUUAGUUCUUGAAGAGGGCCUUUGAUCCCCUGUAUAUUCUUAGGUUAUGAUUCGCUUUUGUGGGCGAGACAUUCGCUAGGCUUUAUUACUCCUAUUUAUCCUUACCCCGGCCACUCGGCCGUUGUUGAAUAGCGCAUCCGCAUAUAUACAGUUCUCACUUUAGCCUGAAGAUACAAAUUGGUUACUAUCUUUGACGCUUUGUACAUUCGUGGAGUCGACAGGAUAUUUUACCGAUAGUGUCUGUAGGCUUAGCGUUGCCUCACCAAUGCACCUCCCUGGGCUGAUUAAAUAUUCGACUAUCUCAAUAUCAGGUAGCGUUAUUUCAGCAUCUCCGGUUGUCUACAAAUCGUGAGUGGGCUCGACUGAGCUAUUCCACGCAUCAAAAGCUCGAAUGAGAUC
Aspergillus alliaceus is the source of this 2831-nucleotide messenger RNA. RefSeq names its product glutaminase GtaA (gene gta1). The record is from RefSeq and is a predicted model, not a curated record. Gene Ontology annotation, biological process: carbohydrate metabolic process. The transcript is spliced from 8 exons. Lineage: Eukaryota; Fungi; Ascomycota; Eurotiomycetes; Eurotiales; Aspergillaceae. Bases 379 to 2457 code for a protein of 692 amino acids.